Molecule: messenger RNA, 450 nt
Organism: Botrytis sinoallii
Lineage: Eukaryota; Fungi; Ascomycota; Leotiomycetes; Helotiales; Sclerotiniaceae
Exons: 1
Coding region: 1-450 (149 amino acids)
Source: RefSeq, a predicted model, not a curated record
AUGCCAAACACAGAUCAUUACGUUCUCAAACGCAGUGGUUGGCUCUUACUACUCUUCUUCACUCAUUUCUCAGCAUCUUGUCUCCGCGCCGGCCUCGAAAACACCUUUCUCGUCGCCGAUUUCGAGAAUUAUCCUCCCUCAUCUAAGAUGCGCGAUCAUGAGCUCUAUUGUUAUUAUUGUCGAAGGCAGAGUCAGAAAUGGGAAGAACGAGCGAAGACCGAAGGAAUCAAGACACCUUUUGGGUCUGUUCUAUUCAAAGAUGAAGAUGAGGAUGACAAGAUGGCGGCUGCUGUUGUCAAUGGGGCUGUGGGGAGUUUUUUUUGCAAUAGGGUGCGCGGGUCUGUGGAAGACGAGGGGGGUUUGGGGGUGGUGGGUGGUUCCAACGGGGCUGGGGCUUUGGGCGGCUUUUUCUGCAGACUUGGAUUGGGUGGCGGAGAAGGUCGUGGAUAA